AGGAACACCCGGCAUCAACAGGAAGUUGGUUUUACCCCAGAAUAUUAAAACCCCAAUCCUCGUCUUUAACGUUGAGCAUAGGAAGAUUCAUUUAACACAACAGCAUCAAGCGGCUUUUCUACACCACUGGUCCCUCGUUCAUCGGUAUUUUCUUCCGCGGGCGAGAAGAAGUGCAAACGGAAAUGGAGAUACAGCUCGCGCUGAUUUGAAAUUCCCACCAAUUUGACACUUUCUUUCUCGAGUAGCUUUUUUAGGCUAUAUAUAAAUAUCGAGAUUUAUUUUCCAAGCUUAUUGUCGGACUCCAGAGUACUUAAAGCGAAAAUGUCGGUCGUUUCUCCGACGUUCCUCAGGUCCUCGUCGAGCUCCGCGGUCCGCAUGCUGGUCGGGACCCGGUGCAGCAUUUCGUCUCGUCGACCCGGCACAAAUAAGAACUACAGUGCGACGACGAAAUUUUUCUUCCCCUCGAAGAACAGCCCGCCCCGAAGCUCCUGCAGCCACAACGACCGACGUUUAUUUUCCAGCGCUCUGAACCCGAUGCCGGCAAGUGGCGAAGGACCACACGACAGCAAGCACGAAACUAGUAGUACUUCCGGGCGGUUGCAAACCGCUUCUGUAUCGCUGUCCUCGCCGCUGCACCUGCCGCUUUCGGCCGUGGACUCAGAAGUACACGCAAUCAUCGAGAUAUGCAAGAGAAAACUGUGUAAAAACUGCAACUUCGUGUUGCGUACGCAUGUAAAAUUAGAAAAUACAGUUAUCACUACUUUAUGUCAUUCUGCUGGAAGAUCCAGAUGCAGCCUAGGCUAGCCUCAUACGUACCCGUGCUUUGACGGACUACCCGCGCAUGACCUCAUGCCAGACAGAUUUGCUAUGCUGUGUCCACCACCUCAAAAGUAAAACGAAAAAGAGUUGUUGUACUACCACAGUUUUUUUCUUGGAUGCGAGAAGGAGAAGCAACGGCAGAAAUUUUCUAUCAACCUGAUUGCCAGCGAAAACUACACCAGUCAGGCGGUGUUGGACGCCUUGGGCUCGGUCAUGCAGAACAAGUACUCCGAGGGGUAUCCCGCAGCGCGGUACUACGGUGGAAACGAAUUUAUCGACGAGGCGGAACUGCUGUGCCAGAAACGCGCCCUGGAAGCGUUUGACCUCGAUCCGGCCGAGUGGGGCGUGAAUGUGCAGGUUUUUUCCGGGUCGCCCGCGAACUUUGCGGUUUUCUUAUUACAAUGAAAAAUGCCUCCACCCCCGAACUUGGGAGCAUUUGUAUUGCAAACCUUUCCAAGUGAAACACUCCCCCUCUUGCAUCUAUCAGCAUCACAGGUUUUCAAUCGUUAAUAGCAAAAAUUUGUAUUGCAAAAGACCCCAACAAGAGCGGUCAUGCAAGCGAUGCGAUACACGCCUACAUUCUACAUCAGAAAGAUUCAUACUCCGUUCAUGCAUGACAAAAUCUUUUCAUUUGGAAACUUCGCAUCACAAAUUUUUGCAAUUUAGGGGUGGGGGGCACUUUUCACUGUAAUACUUCUCCGCACUGGUCGAGCCACAUGGCCGCAUCAUGGGGUUGGACCUACCGCUAUCCUGUGUAAAAACGUCCCCACCUCCUCUCCGGUAGACUUGUCAUGCAAUAGAUACAACUCGAUGCGUCACGUAAAAUCGUUCUUGUGCGCAGCUCCAUCGGAAGCAUUUUCAAUUUAUCGGUGUUUUGGAAUUUUUCAUGCUACAACCAAGGAGGUUGAUCAAUUUGUAAUGCAGCUGCACUUUCUAAGUAAACACUGUCAGGCGCAACUACACGCAAAGCUUGCCGGUUUGUGUAGCAAAGUGCCCAUCUUGACUCUGCGGCGGGGACGUUUUUGCUUAGCAUAACCGCACGGAGGCCACUUAAGCCACGGGUUCCAGACGCCACAGAAAAAGAUCUCGUUUGUGUCCAAGUUUUGGGAAACCAUGCCGUACCGACUGGACGAAAAGACCGGCCUAAUCGACUACGAUCAACUGGAGUUGUUCGCAAAAAGGUAAAUUUGUUUUAGAAGCGAGUCGAGUGUUAUUACUUCUAGCAUUUCAAAAUAUUCGCAUGACGAGAAAAAGAGAAGCAGAUGACAAUCAAAGGGGACCAUGCUAGUACUACCCUUCUUGAGAACUGCAUCCUUUCUCAACAAUUUGUGCACAUUAUCAAGAAAGGCAAACGUUGCAACCACUAUAGGUUUCGUCCGAAGCUCAUCAUCGCGGGUUGUACGGCAUACUCGCGAAUCGUGGAUGUGCCGCGCUUUAUCGUGCGGAAAACUUCUACGUGUUUCACUGUGACGCUUUCGGAAAUGACAAGCUUGGUGUUGCGCUUGCAUGACAACGAAAAUUCAUCACGUGGGGUACUGGAUUUAUUUUAGGGGACGAAAGUAGUACUGCUAAUGCUAAAUGUAAAGAUGCUCCUUCGUGUAUUUCCAGCUAAGCAAGCACUUCCUUCCUGCAAUCUUUGCAACAGUCAGAGAAACCGUUUUUCCCCGCGAUAAUCUUUCGGCAAAUUUGCGACGAGACGGAUUCCAUCCUGCACUAUGACAUGGCGCACAUUUCCGGCCUGGUCGCGGCCGGGGUCGUGCCGAGCCCGUUCAAGCAGGGCGCGGACGUGGUGACCAGCACGACACACAAAUCCCUACGUGGGCCCAGGGGCAGCUUGAUUUUCUACCGGAAGGGCUUGAAGAAAUCCGCCGCGCCGGCGAAGGGAAAGAAGGGCGGGGCGCCGAAGGAGGAAGUGUACGACUUGGAGAAGAAAAUCAACGAGGCCGUGUUCCCGGGCUUGCAAGGCGGACCCCACAACCACUCGAUCACGGCGCUGGCUGUGGCGCUAAAGUUAUCGUAAGGAAAAAUCCCCCCUCCCCAUAUCGAGAACGUAUCCGUCUGAAAAUUUGUGAUGCGCAUUUGUGACCUCAAAUCCUGUCUGUCUUGCAAGAAGGCAUGUCCAGAAAGCGUUCCGCAUUUUGCAGGCGGUUUGUGAUGCUGUUGGGCUAAGAGCAUACGCGUUCGUCAUGCUAGGCGCCUACGUCAAAACCUCUCGACUGAGGCUUGGCAUAUGCCUGCAGUCCUCUACUGCGCGACGCAUCUGAUUUGUGUAUGGAAAUCCAGCAUCAGAGUCUUCGUUUCGAUAUGGGGAGGGGGGAUCUUUCCUUUUGAUAAAAGUUGGCGAAAACCCCGGAAUUCCGGGACUACCAGCAGCAAAUCUUGAAGAAUUGCGCAGGUACAAGCGUGGAUAAUGAAGUUAUAGUUCGACCGCUCAACAUCACUACUUUUGAAGACGUGGUAAAGGGAUGAAAGAAACUGUUGUAGUGCGCGCUUUCUCUCUCCCCUACUGUGCCACUCGUGCCGAACCCACUCACCUGGCAACCCAGUAUGUCUGUACAUGAUAUCUUCAUCUCUGCAUGUAUAAAAAUCUCGCGAAGAAUGUUGACGGGCAGGCGCAGUCACGUUGGUUUAACAAGAUACGAAAAAUAACGCAAAAAUCAAAAUUACACCACAGCAUUCUCGUCCGCGCUCCAGUCACUGGGGUACGACCUAGUCAGCAACGGGACCGACAAUCACAUAUCAAAUGUAAAAAUGUCUGGGUCUGAAAGAUUGCUACAUUUGUCAUGCAUGUCUGGCAUGGCUCAAGAAUCUGUGAUGCAUGGGCACAAAGCUGUCCUCUUACCUGUCAUGCCAAAACGCAGUUUGCCAUGCGGAACACGCAACACAUAGGAGCCCAAAAAUUUGUCAUGCUUGGCUCCGUAUUGCAGUGGAACUCCCAUUCACUUUUAGCAUUACAAAUUUCCAGACCCAGGCAUUUUUACAUUUGAUAUCACAUGAUUCUGAUCGAUGUGAAGAAGUCCAGGAACGUGUCCGGGGCAAAAGCAGAAAGGAUAUGCGAGCUCGCGAACAUCGUGCUCAACAAAAAUACCGUCCCGCACGUAUGACCUGCUCAAACGUUACAAUUAUCUCAAACGUUACAAUAGAGUCUGGAAUUUGUAUUGCGUGACGAGCAUGACAGACCCGCAGAGAGUUCCACUUCCUGCAAUACAAAUUUCGCCAGAUGAUCCUAGUCCGGUUUGGGACUCAAGAACUUGUCAUGCGCAAUGCGGUGGGGAGUGUGAACUACAUCAUGCACUUUUUGCGUCACAGAUCUCCAUGUUCUAUUCGUAACGUUUGAGAUUGUAAGGCCUGAGCAGGUUAUAGCACGACACCAGCGCGAUGAAUCCCUCGGGGCUGCGGGUCGGCACUCCGGCGAUGACCACCCGAGGCUUGAAGGAGACCGAUUUUGAACAGGUGGCGGUUUUUCUCGACCAGGCCCUGAAGCUGGCCCAGAGUGUGCAGAAGGAAAUCAACUCAAAUAAGCUCGUUGAUUUUACCAAUUUUCUGGAGGAGAAACAACCCGCGGAGCUGCUGCUGCUGAAGAAGGAAGUCACCGAGUUCUGUGCCCGGUUCCCGUAGGUGAAGUAAAUCAAGAGUGGCUUGCUUUUAAGUGGAGAAAUCGAAGGUGAGCGACAUGGUAGCCUGACGCUUUCCUGCUCUCAGGAGAACAAGGAGAGCCGAAGGGAACGCAGAUGCCGGGUCUUCAACUACGAGACAGAUGUGAACAAGAAGACCACACGAGUAGUGACAACUUGAAGUUCCAUUUGAAAUACCAUAAUUUGCUAUGUUCUGGCUUUUUUUGGAAACAACAAAGAAACUUCUUUUCGAAGGUUUUUGUGUAAUCAAAAAUGUACCCCGGCGUGGCGCUAGCUUUUCAUUGCUUUUAUUGAUGUACCGGGAAAAAUGAGGAUAAACCAAGCUUGCGUUGAGUUUUACGCCCCUGCUGUGUCGGAGUGAGAUGCUACUUUUUCUGCUGUAUGAUCAUGUAGACCACGUCGCGGCAGUGCUAGUGCUUUUUACAGUUUAAUACAACCACCUAUCAACUUGGGCGGCCUAGUGUUAUUUGUACUUAGUGCUGCACCCGUCGUCAUCUCGUUCUUGCCGCGCACUGCACAGUUGUGACGGCGCCUCGCGCACUGUAACCUCGCGGGGUCCACCCAACUUUCGUUAGGUUUUUUCGGCAUAUGAGGAACCAGCUGGUUCCACUGGGGGCCGACCAGUUUGCGACGGAGAAGACUGAGUUGGAACCCAACCCACCUCCGCGAAAGGACAAAAGAACAACGACGGUUGUAGCUUUUUCGCAAAGGAAUCAUAAAUGACGACAAGAAAUAACAUCCAUGCGAUAGUUGUUUUCAUCACUACAACUCGUACGACUGACUACCUGCCGCACGGUUGUUGACGGAGAAAAACACGAUGACCACGAAGAUGAACAAGAACACAAAAUUCAGAUGGGAUCCGACAGGUGUAGUACAGCAACAUGCUGCUUGGAAGAAUGAUUUGCAGACCACAGACUACGCUCCUACUCUGCUCUCAAAAACGGUAUGAGGUUCUGCCGUGGAAAAAACAAAAAGUAGAAUGACG
Molecule: messenger RNA, 5439 nt
Organism: Amoebophrya sp. A120
Lineage: Eukaryota; Dinophyceae; Syndiniales; Amoebophryaceae
Source: the annotation of a GenBank genome assembly